Priapulus caudatus is the source of this 419-nucleotide messenger RNA. RefSeq names its product early endosome antigen 1-like. The record is from RefSeq and is a predicted model, not a curated record. The transcript has 3 exons. Bases 81 to 419 code for a protein of 112 amino acids. Lineage: Eukaryota; Metazoa; Priapulida; Priapulimorpha; Priapulimorphida; Priapulidae.
AGGCAGAGAUCAAUCAGCUGACGGAUAGAUGUGAGAAGCUAGAAGGAAGCUGUAAGGAGGAGAGAGAGAAGGGGGGCGCGAUGAGAGAGAGGGUCACAGAGCUGGAGACAGAACUCAAGACAAAGUCAGAGCAGCUUGUGGCGAGCGAGUCGGCGACCCUCGCCCAACGCUCCGACCUUGCGAAUGACGUCAAGGUCAUGCGGAACGCCCUCGACGACAAACACAGAGAGCUGGAGCAGUCUCAGCGACGGCUGGCUGAGACUGGCACCGAGCUCUCUGCAGCGACGCAGCGGUGCGAGGCGCUGGGGGAGUCGCUGAGGGAGGAGACGGGUCACGGCGGCAGUCUACAGGAGGAGUUGGCAUCGCUACAGGAACAGAUGAAGUCAACGCUAAAUGUGAUAACAUUUUCCUCUAAUUGA